AUGCGUAUCUACCCCUUUGCAUUUCUGUAUGUAGUUGACCAGACACCUGCCUACCUUAUCUACUUCAUCCCCGUCGUGCUGAGGAACAUGGGUUAUACCUCGGUCUCGGCCCAGUGGACGACGGUGCCGAUCUGGGCAAGCGGCGCCGUCCUCAUGGUCUUGGCCUCUUACGCGUCGGACCGAUACUCCGCCCACCGCGCCCAUAUCAUCAUCUGCAUGUCGGUCUGCAUGGCGGCUUGCGUCGUCUGCCUAACAGGCCGUAACGACCAGGUGCGCUACGCCAUGCUGUGUUUCUACAUUGGCGGCAUCUUCGCCGCCGUUUCACAGAUGUCCAACUGGACCACCAACACCUUUAGCCUGUUCGAAUGA
This is a messenger RNA of Colletotrichum graminicola M1.001, 369 nucleotides long. RefSeq lists its product as uncharacterized. Gene Ontology annotation, molecular function: transmembrane transporter activity. Bases 1 to 369 code for a protein of 122 amino acids. Gene Ontology annotation, cellular component: membrane. The transcript has a single exon. The record is from RefSeq and is a predicted model, not a curated record. NCBI's taxonomy places the organism in Eukaryota, Fungi, Ascomycota, Sordariomycetes, Glomerellales, Glomerellaceae.